Electrophorus electricus (electric eel) is the source of this 4579-nucleotide messenger RNA. RefSeq names its product structural maintenance of chromosomes protein 1A. The record is from RefSeq and is a predicted model, not a curated record. Gene Ontology annotation, cellular component: meiotic cohesin complex; chromosome; nucleus. Gene Ontology annotation, biological process: sister chromatid cohesion. Lineage: Eukaryota; Metazoa; Chordata; Actinopteri; Gymnotiformes; Gymnotidae. Gene Ontology annotation, molecular function: protein binding; ATP hydrolysis activity; DNA binding.
UGCGCUAGUCCGCUGGUUUGAGUGCAGGGCUGUUUAGCCCAACGGCGCUCAGAAAGCAAGCCAAGUAGGAGAUCUCAGACUUACACCGGGCGGUUAGGCUUAUGGUGUUUAGUCGUAGGACGUAAAUAUUAUAUAUAUAUAUAUAUAUAUAUUUUUUUUUUAACCGUACAUGUUUUCGUGUGUACACACUGUUGUACUGUUUUAGCUUGCUAGCUAACUAGCUAGCCAGCAGCCUGACAUCAUUCUUUUUUCCCCCCCAAUUCAAAAUAUUUCAAGAUGGGCUAUUUAAAAUUAAUUGAGAUUGAGAAUUUUAAAUCGUACAAAGGUAAACAAAUAAUCGGCCCCUUCCAUAAGUUCACAGCAAUUAUUGGUCCAAAUGGAUCAGGUAAGUCCAACCUCAUGGAUGCGAUCAGCUUCGUACUGGCUGAGAAGACCAGCAACCUACGAGUGAAGACGCUGAAGGACCUUAUUCACGGAGCACCUGUGGGGAAGCCGGCCGCUAACCGUGCCUACGUCAGCAUGGUGUACCAGGAGGAGGGCGGAGAGGAGUGUGCCUUCACCCGGGUCAUCGUAGGUGCCUCAUCGGAGUAUCGUAUUAAUAAUAAAGUGGUAGGCCUGUCUGAGUACAGUGAGGAGCUGGAGAAAUUGGGCAUUCUUAUCAAGGCCAGGAACUUCCUCGUCUUUCAGGGGGCAGUAGAGUCCAUUGCCAUGAAGAACCCCAAGGAGAGAACUGCACUGUUUGAGGAGAUCUCACGGUCAGGGGAGCUAGCUCAGGAGUACGACCGGCGUAAGAAGGAGAUGGUGAAGGCUGAGGAGGACACGCAGUUUAACUACCACCGCAAGAAGAACAUAGCAGCAGAACGCAAGGAGGCCAAGCAAGAGAAAGAGGAGGCCGAGCGCUACCAGAGGCUGAAGGACGAGGUGGUCCGAGCCAACGUGCAGCUGCAGCUGUUCAAACUGUACCACAACGAGGCUGAGAUCGAGAAACUGAACCGCCUGCUGGCCCAGCACAACCGCGAGAUCGACAAAGACCGCAAGCGCAUGGACCGUGUGGAGGAGGAGCUCAAAGAGAAGAAGAAGGAGCUUGGCAGGAUGAUGAGAGACCAGCAGACUGUGGAGAAGGAGAUCAAGGAGAAGGACGCUGAGCUGAACCAGAAGAGGCCGCAGUACAUCAAAGCGAAGGAGAACACAGCCCACAAGAUCAAGAAGCUGGAGGCGGCACGCAAGUCACUGCAGAACGCCCAGAAGUGUUACAAGAAGCGCAAGACAGACAUGGACGAGCUGGAGCGGGAGCAGAGGGCUGUGGAGAUGGCCCGGCAGGAGUUUGAGGAGCGCAUGGAGGAGGAGGCCCAAAGUCAGGGCCAGGACCUCCAGCUGGAGGAGAACCAGGUGAAGGCGUAUCACCGUCUGAAGGAGGAGGCAAGUAAGCGUGCUGCCACACUGGCUCAGGAGCUGGAGAAGUUCAACCGCGACCAGAAAGCUGACCAGGACCGCCUGGACCUGGAGGAGAGGAAGAAGGUGGAGACAGAGGCAAAGAUCAAGCAGAAGAUCAGGGAGAUUGAGGAAAAUCAGAAACGGAUUGAAAAGCUUGAGGAUUACAUCACCACCAGCAGGCAAUCUCUGGAUGAGCAGAAGAGAAUGGAGGAGGAGCUAACAGAGGAGGUGGAACAAGCUAAGAGGAGGAUUGACGAGAUUAAUAUGGAGCUGAACCAGGUAAUGGAGCAGCUUGGCGAUGCUCGUAUAGACAGACAGGAGAACAGCCGACAGCAGCGCAAGGCUGAGAUAAUGGAGAGCAUCAAAAGACUCUACCCUGGAUCCGUGUAUGGACGGCUCAUAGACCUGUGCCAGCCCACACAGAAGAAGUACCAGAUUGCAGUGACGAAAGUUCUGGGUAAAAACAUGGACGCCAUCAUCGUGGAUUCGGAGAAGACAGGACGGGACUGCAUCCAGUACAUCAAAGAGCAGAGGGGAGAGCCUGAGACCUUCCUGCCCCUCGACUACCUCGAGGUCAAACCCACGGACGAGAAGCUCCGUGAGCUCCGUGGCGCCAAGCUGGUGAUCGACGUCAUCCGCUACGAGCCGCCACAGAUAAAGAAAGCCCUGCAGUACGCGUGCGGGAACGCCCUUGUGUGCGAGAAUGUGGAGGAUGCUCGCAGAAUUGCCUUCGGAGGACCCUACAGGCACAAGACUGUGGCUCUGGACGGAACCCUGUUCCAGAAGUCUGGCGUGAUCUCCGGAGGGGCGAGUGAUCUAAAAGCCAAAGCUCGCCGUUGGGACGAGAAGGCCGUGGACAAGCUGAAGGAGAGGAAGGAGAAACUCACGGACGAGCUGAAGGAGCAGAUGAAGGCGAAGAGGAAGGAGGCAGAGCUGCGUCAGGUGCAGUCGCAGGCUCACGGCCUCCAGAUGCGGCUGAAGUACUCCCAGAGUGACCUGGAGCAGACCAAGACGCGCCACCUGGCUCUGAACAUGCAGGAAAAGUCCAAGCUGGAGAGUGAGCUGGCCAAUUUUGGGCCUCGAAUCAACGACAUCAAGAGGAUCAUCCAAUCACGCGAGAGGGACAUGAAGGAGCUAAAAGAUCGCAUGAACUUGGUGGAGGAUGAGGUGUUUGUUGAGUUCUGUAAGGAGAUCGGGGUCCGAAACAUUCGCGAGUUUGAGGAGGAGAAAGUCAAGAGGCAGAAUGAAAUCGCCAAAAAACGUCUGGAGUUCGAGACCCAGAAGACCCGUCUGGCGAUCCAGCUGGACUAUGAGAAGAACCAGUUGAAGGAGGACCAGGAGAAAGUUAUCAUGUGGGAGCAGACCGUGAAGAAAGAUGAGAGUGAGAUCGAGAGGCUAAAGAAGGAGGAGCAGCGCCACAUGAAGAUCAUUGAUGAGACAAUGGCGCAGCUGCAGGACCUGAAGAACCAGCACCUUGCCAAGAAAUCCGAGGUGAACGACAAGAACCAUGAAAUGGAGGAGAUCCGCAAGAAGCUCGGAGGAGCCAACAAGGACCUCACUCAGCUCCAGAAGGAGGUAACGGCCAUUGAGACGAAGCUGGAGCAGAAGCGCAGUGACAGACACAACCUCCUGCAGGCCUGUAAGAUGCAGGACAUUCGUCUGCCCCUCAGGUCAGGCACCAUGGACGACAUCAGCCAGGAGGAGGGAAGCAGUCAGGAGGAGAGUCUGAGUAGCAGCCAGAAGACCUCCAGCACCGUGCUGGCCAAAGAGGCCCUGAUCGAGAUCGACUACAGCAGUCUGUCGGACGACCUCAAGGACUCCCUGACGGAGGAGGAGAUCAAAGCGGAGAUGAACGGCCUGCAGCAGCGGCUCAACGAGCAGCAAAGCAUCUUGCAGCGCAUCAGCGCACCCAACAUGAAGGCCAUGGAGAAACUGGAGAGCGUCAGGGACAAGUUCCAGGAGACCAGUGACGAAUUUGAGGCUGCCAGGAAAAGGGCAAAGAAAGCCAAGCAGGCAUUUGAGCAGAUCAAGAAGGAGAGGUUUGAUCGCUUCAACGCCUGCUUUGAGUCUGUCGCCACCAACAUAGACGAGAUCUACAAGGCUCUCUCGCGCAACAGCAGCGCUCAGGCUUUUCUUGGGCCGGAGAAUCCGGAGGAGCCUUACCUGGACGGGAUCAACUAUAAUUGCGUGGCCCCUGGGAAACGCUUCAGACCCAUGGACAACCUGUCGGGAGGAGAGAAAACCGUGGCUGCACUGGCUUUGCUCUUCGCCAUCCACAGCUACAAACCUGCUCCCUUCUUCGUGCUUGAUGAAAUUGAUGCAGCCUUGGACAACACCAACAUCGGCAAGGUGGCUAACUACAUCAAGGAUCAGUCUGUCCAGAACUUCCAGGCCAUCGUCAUCUCCCUGAAGGAGGAGUUUUACACGAAGGCUGACUCUCUCAUCGGAGUGUAUCCUGAGCAAGGAGACUGUGUUAUCAGUAAGGUGUUGACCUUUGACCUCUCCCAGUAUCCAGAUGCAAACCCCAAUCCCAACGAGUGAUGUUCGUCCAACGUUUCCCGCCACAUCAGGAAUUCUGAUUUGGCAUGGUUCAAUUUUUACAUGUCACUGUACAAAUUUCGAGCUAGUUUAGACUUUAUGGUUGUGUCUCUCUCUCUCUCUCUCUCUCUCCAUAUACAAACUUUUCUUGAUUUUUAGUCUUCAUGGAUUUUAAGUAUAUUUACAUUUGGUAUUUGUGUGGAAAUUGGUGAGACAUUUUUCUUCCACAUUAACAAGUUGUGGCUUUCCUUCCCCGAUUUGCUUGUAGACAUUUUUAUACUCAAUCAUGCUGAUUUUGAUGGAUAAUGCUCAGUUAAAACAUUUACAGCUUACUUCUAAAAACAGAAGUGCUGGACCGUAGCUGCGUAUAGAGCCUAUAAGUAAAGGACUUCCUGCUAUGAUAAAAGAUCGAUGGUUGCUUUUUUUUUUUUUUUUUUUUUUUUUUUUUUUUUUUUUAGAGGUAGUCUAGUCCAUUGCUUUAUGGCUUCUGGUUUUGUCUGUGUGCCAAAGUUUUGUCUUUUUGCAAUUGUAAUCAUGUUUCCUAUUCUACUAAAAUGUAAACUCAUGGACUUUUAAGAAGAAUAAACUUGUUUCCAGUGCUUGGUAA